CAGAGGAAGCAGGAAGUUGCCGCGCUGCAGAGCAAGGGGAUAGCAGGAUGGAGUCUGUGGCCCUGUACAGCUUCCAGGCCACAGAGAGUGAUGAGCUGGCUUUCAACAAAGGGGACACGCUCAAGAUCUUGAAUAUGGAAGAUGACCAGAACUGGUACAAGGCUGAGCUCCGAGGAGCCGAGGGUUUUGUUCCCAAAAACUACAUUCGCGUAAAGCCCCACCCGUGGUACUCGGGCAGGAUUUCUCGGCAGCUGGCUGAAGAGAUUCUAAUGCAAAGAAACCAUCUGGGAGCCUUCCUGGUCCGAGAGAGCGAGAGCUCUCCAGGGGAGUUCUCCAUCUCUGUGAACUACGGGGACCAAGUACAGCACUUCAAGGUUCUGCGAGAGGCAUCGGGGAAGUACUUCCUAUGGGAAGAAAAGUUCAACUCCCUCAAUGAGCUCGUAGACUUCUACCGGACCACCACCAUUGCCAAGCGGCGACAGAUCUUCCUGCGUGAUGAGCAGCCUCUGCUUAUGCCCCCCAGGGCCAGCUUCGCCCAGGCCCAGUUCGACUUCUCGGCGCAGGACUCCUCUCAGCUCAGCCUCCGCCGCGGCGACAUCGUGGAGGUGGUGGAGCGUGCCGACCCGCACUGGUGGCGGGGCCGGGCCGGUGGGCGGCUGGGCUUCUUCCCGCGGAGCUACGUGCAGCCGGUGCACCUGUGACCGCCGGCCGGGCGGGGCGGGGCGGGCUCAGACCCUAACCCGGUCGCUGGGAAGCCGCAGUACACCCGGCUGGUGGCUCCACCGCGAACAGGACCACCCAGCAACCACUGCGAUGUUCCUGACCACGCAGCCCAGGGAGCUGGCGCUUCCCAUUGGCUCCUGACAGCGUGGCAUCACUAGGCGGCCUCUAGAGGCCUUAUCGGCCUCUGCCAGGGCCCAUCUUCAUCAGGGUUGAGAACUGCUAACUGCUAGUGCCCACCAGCUCCAAGAACUUGGUCCCUUUGGGCUGGGCCUACCUACUACCCCUCUUUCCAAAGGCCCUGUAAGCUCUGUAGACUGCUGGGGAAGUGGGUCGCCCCUGAGGCACCUAGACUUUCAUACAGGUGUAUGCUAGCUUCUUAGAUUCCCCCCGCCACACACACACACAAUUUGGGACUGCACCCCAGGGUAUCUGUCCUCUGCCCCGCAACUGGAGUAGGGUUAGAGGCGAGCUUAGUUGAAGGGACCCCACCAGGGAAGAUGCUAUGCAGUGGGUCCCCUCCUGGGUUAUAAUAAAGGAGCUCUGGAGGCCUGCAGUACAAGAGGGGUCAGGCAGCCUACUUAGGGGCCAGCUUGCAUGAAAGUGCUGUCCAGAGGGGGUGCGCUACCAGCAAAGGAAGCUGAGCAGCCCCCACCCAGAGCCCAGACACCUUUGGGAUUGGGAAACUGAGGCAGAUCUGGUAAGGCCUAGCAUGCCAGGCUUUGGGGGAGACCGAGGCACAGGAGGCUUCUCUGUUGUUGUCUGAAGUCCCUUGGGGGGGCCCAGGUUGUAAGCAUGUGAGGUUCUCCUUGAGUCCAGGGCUAACUCAAGACCCUAAGCGUGUCAUACCCUCUGCUCGUAACCUGGGCCCAUAUAUCCAAAUAUAACUAGGGGCUGGAGAGCUGGCUCACUGGUUAAGGGUGCUUGCUUGCAAAGCCCGAGGUCCGGGUGCAAUGCCUCCUACCCACUAUAAUGCCAGAUGCAGAAGUGGCGCAUGAACCUGGAGGAGUUCGUUUGCAGUGGCAGGAAGCCCUGGCGCGCCCAUACUCACUCUCUGUCUCUUGCUCUCUGUGUCUCAGAUAAGUAAAUAAAAAAAAAAUAUGUAAAA
This is a messenger RNA of Jaculus jaculus (lesser Egyptian jerboa), 1828 nucleotides long. It is a transcript of the gene Grap, whose product is annotated as GRB2 related adaptor protein. Bases 48 to 701 code for a protein of 217 amino acids. Gene Ontology annotation, molecular function: protein binding. NCBI's taxonomy places the organism in Eukaryota, Metazoa, Chordata, Mammalia, Rodentia, Dipodidae. The transcript is spliced from 5 exons. The record is from RefSeq and is a predicted model, not a curated record.